This is a messenger RNA of Stylophora pistillata, 1661 nucleotides long. Its product is annotated as THUMP domain-containing protein 1. Gene Ontology annotation, biological process: tRNA modification. The record is from RefSeq and is a predicted model, not a curated record. Gene Ontology annotation, molecular function: RNA binding. NCBI's taxonomy places the organism in Eukaryota, Metazoa, Cnidaria, Anthozoa, Scleractinia, Pocilloporidae.
UUCAAAAUGGCGGACGCGAACACAAGUUUGAAACGAAAGCAUUCUAAAGCGUUUUAUGUCGGAAAUAAGAAGAAGAAAAGAGGACAAGAGCUGCUAGUUCCCGGAAUGAAAGGUGUCCUUGUCACGUGUAACGAAAGAGAGAAUUUGUGUGUACGAGAAGCUUACAACGUCCUUAAUGAAUAUGCAGACAAGCUCUAUGGCGCUGAGCACAGCUUGCAAGAAGAUGACUCUGUUAAUGACAGUGAUUCUGAAGAUAUUGAAGAUGCUCUUGCCAAAGAAGUAAAGCAACUUCAGGAAAGCAAAACAGAAAAAAGAUUCCAGGCUGUUUUGACUGGAGCUGUGAAUGUUAUCUUUAUCAAAACAAAUCUUCCUGAUUGUAAGGACCCCACAGAUUUAGUUCAUACAGUUUUAAAUGACAUGCUAGAAAAGGGAUGCAAGAAAACCAGGCAUUGUCAAAGGUUUUUGCCAAUAUCAGGGUCCUGUCAUGCUAAUAAGGAAGAAAUGAAGAAACUUGCUGAGCAACUGUUCCAAUCAACAUUCUUUGCUGAAGAUGCAAAACCAUCCACGUUCAGUGUGAUGUACAAAUCCAGAAACAACAGUAGUAUUCACAGAGAUGAUACCAUCUCUGCAUUAGCAAGUAUUGUAAUGAAUGCUGGGAAGGGACACACUGUGAACCUGAAUAAUCCAGACUUGGCAAUCUGUGUGGAGAUCAUGAAGAAUGUCUGCUGCAUGAGUGUGGUUAAAGAUUUUAUGAAGUUGAGAAAAUACAACAUUCAUGAGGUGAAUGAGAAAAUCUUCCAGUCUCAAAAGACAGAUAACAAGGACACUGAAAAGGUGAAAGACAUUAACCAAACCAUUGUGAAAAGUGAUUGCAAUGAUGCUGGAAGUGGUGCAAAAAGUGAUGGCAGUGAUGCUGGUAGUGGUGCAAAAAGUGAUUGCAAUGAUGCUGGUAGUGGUGCAAAAAGUGAUUGCAAUGAUGCUGGUAGUGGUGCAAAAAGUGAUUGCAAUGAUGCUGGUGGUGUUGCAAGAAGUGAUGCUGGUAGUGGUGCAAAAAGUGAUUGCAGUGAUGCUGGUAGUGGUGCAAAAAGUUAUUGCAAUGAUGCUGGUAGUGGUGCAAAAAGUGAUUGCAAUGAUGCUGGUUGUGUUGCAAAAAGUGAUUGCAAUGAUGCUGGUAGUGGUGCAAAAAGUGAUUGCAAUGAUGCUGGUAGUGGUGUAAAAAGUGAUUGCAAUGAUGCUGGUAGUGGUACUAAAAAUGAUAGUAGUAAUGCAGAUAGUGAUAUGAAAAGUAAUGGCAAGAAUGCUGAUAGGGCUACAAUUGAUGAUUCAACCUCUGGAAAUACAGAUACCUGAAAUGAUAUCAAAGUAACUAUGUCAGCUGAAGGUAACACUUAUUAUGGCAAGAUUGGAUUAGGUCUGGGAAAGGUUAAAAAUUCUGCCCACUGAAUUUGGAGCAUAAUUUACCAGCCCUUGCUUCGGGAUUCACUUUGGGAUCUUCCAAACUGUGCUGAUAUUCAAAACAAAUCAAAGAUACACUGUGAUGACAGUGAGAUUUAUGUUUUGUGUCACAGGAAAAAGUCGAAUGCACUUCUAAGAGGAUGGAAAACGGUUUAUAUGUGAUUAAGUUGAAAAUUGAUCUGUGAUGCAUGAAUUUUACAGAAAGG